Messenger RNA from Sinocyclocheilus rhinocerous, 2089 nucleotides. RefSeq names its product stimulated by retinoic acid gene 6 protein homolog. The record is from RefSeq and is a predicted model, not a curated record. NCBI's taxonomy places the organism in Eukaryota, Metazoa, Chordata, Actinopteri, Cypriniformes, Cyprinidae. Bases 40 to 2067 code for a protein of 675 amino acids. Gene Ontology annotation, biological process: vitamin A import into cell. Gene Ontology annotation, molecular function: signaling receptor activity; retinol transmembrane transporter activity. Gene Ontology annotation, cellular component: plasma membrane. The transcript is spliced from 19 exons.
AAUUAACGUCAGGCGAGCAUUUUUAUCUGAAGUCAGGAGAUGGUUGGCACCAUGAGUGCUGAAACUGUGAAAGAUGACUACGACUACUCAGACUGGUACGAAAAUGCAUUGCCCACCAAACCUCCUGUCGAAGUUAUCCCACCAUGUGACCCCACAGCUGAUGAAGGCCUCUUCCACAUAUGCAUUGCUGCAAUAUCUCUGGUGGUCAUGCUGGUUCUCGCCAUCCUGGCCAGACGACAGAAGCUGGGUGACAAUCAAAGGGGACUUACAGGUUUACUCAGCCCAGUAAACUUUUUAGACCACACACAACACAAGGGUCUUGCCGUAGCCGUGUAUGGCGUUCUCUUCUGCAAGCUGCUUGGAAUGGUCCUCAGUCACCAUCCUCUUCCCUUCACUAAAGAUGUCACGAACAAAGAGUUCUGGCUGAUCCUGGCUCUGUUAUACUACCCCGCGUUGUACUACCCUCUUCUGGCCUGCGGUACGCUGCAUAACAAGGUGGGUUACGUCUUGGGCAGCCUGCUGUCGUGGACACACUUUGGAGUUCUGGUCUGGCAGAAGGUGGACUGUCCCAAAACGCCACAGAUCUAUAAGUACUAUGUGCUGUUCAGCAGCCUUCCUCAGAUCGCUUGUCUGGCUUUUCUUAGUUUCCAGUAUCCACUGCUUCUGUUCAAAGGCUUACAGAACACAGAGACGAGCAAUGCCUCUGAGGACCUCAGUAGCAGUUAUUACAGAGAUUAUGUGAAAAAGAUUCUCAAGAAGAAAAAGCCCACCAAAAUCAGUUCCAGCGCAUCAAAACCAAAACUGUUUGAAAGACUCAGAGAUGCUGCCAAGUCUUACAUCUACACACCAGAGGAUGUUUUUAGGUUCCCUUUGAAACUAGCGAUCUCUGUGGUUGUGGCGUUCGUUGCACUUUAUCAGAUGGCGCUCUUACUGGUCUCAGGCGUGCUGCCCACCCUACACAUCGUCCGCAGAGGAGUAGACGAAAACAUCGCCUUCCUGUUGGCCGGUUUCAAUAUCAUCCUGUCAGAUGACCGUCAGGAGGUGGUCAGGAUUGUAGUGUAUUAUUUGUGGUGUGUGGAAAUUUGCUAUCUGUCAGCGGUGACCCUGUCCUGUCUGCUCAACCUGCUCAUGCUCAUGAGGUCCAUGGUCCUGCACAGGUCUAAUCUGAAGGGACUGUACAGAGGAGAUGUCUUUAAUGUGUAUAACUGCCACAGGAGCAUCCGACCGUCCCGGCCCGCGCUGGUCUGCUGGAUGGGCUUCACCAGCUAUCAGGCCUCCUUCAUCUGUCUCGGCAUGGUGAUCCAGACUCUGGUGUUCUUCAUCUGCAUUCUGUUCGCUGUCUUCCUCGUCAUCAUCCCCAUCCUGUAUGGCACCAAUCUCAUGCUGUUCCACAUUAUCGGCAGCAUGUGGCCCUUCUGGCUGAUGCUGUUCCUGGCUGUGCUGAUCCAGCAUCUGACCUCCAGGUUUUUGUUCGUUAAGAAGGACGCAGGAACAAGAGAUCUGAACAACAGAGGAAGUCUGUUUCUUCUCAGCUACAUGCUGUUCCUAGUUAAUGUCAUGGUUGGUGUUAUAGUGGGCAUUUGGAGGAUAGUCACCACUGCCCUUUUCAACAUAGUCCACUUAGGACGCUUGGAUAUCAGCCUUCUCAACCGCAACGUUGAGCCGUUUGACCCAGGAUACCGCUGCUACGCUCAUUACCUGAAGAUUGAGGUGAGCCAGUCUCACCCCGUGAUGAAGGCCUUCUGCGGGCUGCUGCUGCAAACCUCAGGCCAGGACAGUGUGUCCGCGCAGAGGAUGAGAGAUGCUGAAGAAGGUAUUCAACUGGUCCAGCAAGAGAAGAAGCAGAACAAGGUGUCCAACGCCAAGCGGGCGCGAGCGCACUGGCAGCUCCUCUACACACUGGUCAACAACCCGUCUUUGGUGGGCACCAGGAAACAUUUCCAGCACCAGAGCUCUGAAAGCUUCAUCAACGGAGCCCUCAACCGGACCACCAAGGAGGGCAGCAAAAAGGAAGACAGCAUCAAGGAGCCUAGCAAAGAAGCAGAAAGCGCCGCCACCAACAACUGAGGACUGAACAUCGCCAUGCGGA